UUUCACAUAAUUACUGGAGACGAAGAACCACAGUAAUAAGAGGAUGUUGCUGUACAUUGUCCUGGUAGAGAUUUUUCUGUUACUCUGCAGUUCACAGUUAGACGCUCAGUUGCCGAACCUUCUGACGUGCGCCUGAGCGAUCUGGGCUCUCCACAUCUACUGGAUGAACAAUGUUACCUGAUGUCGCAGGUGGAGACUUUCAUCGAGAACGUCUCGAAAGCAGAUGAGAGCGAUAGGACCCCUGUAGCCACUUUCUCUUGGCCCAACGUCUGCGGCGAGCUCGCCAACGACGACAACGACGGCUUUCGCACUUUUAGGGAGAGCGUGGAGGGCGGCAUCCUCUGCCCCAUUAAGAAGGCA
Gryllus bimaculatus (two-spotted cricket) is the source of this 360-nucleotide messenger RNA. The record is from the annotation of a GenBank genome assembly. NCBI's taxonomy places the organism in Eukaryota, Metazoa, Arthropoda, Insecta, Orthoptera, Gryllidae.